GACGCGAAAAAAAACUGGUCCUAACCUGACCCAAAGAGCCGAACGUCAAGCCUAGGACGAACAUUACAUUUCUAUUUUGUAUAUAAAACUUAAAACGUUUUCUUGGAGGUCAAACACUAUAGUCGAUUCGUUUUGAUUUUGAAACUCAGUAAUUUACAGGCCAGUGGAUACAUUUGUUUUCUCCAAAAAAGGUAACGCUCUAAAAAAAUUAAAAAAUAUAUUAUUAAUUGAAUAUUCAAAGCUAAAAGACCAUCAAAGCAAAUAAAGUAAAGUUGAAUGGACCUGUAUUUAUUAGACUUGAUCACCCAAAGUCCACAUAGAAACCUACCACAUAAGUUUAAACAACAAUUCUCUUCCUCUUCUUCUUCAAUGGAUGAUCAGGUUGACCACAAGAACACUUCUUUAGAUGAAGUUAUCUUCACGAGCGUAGCCGACUGCUUACAAAGCUCACUAGUAAUGGAUUAUAACUCACUAGAGAAGGCCUUCAAGUUCUCACCUUAUAAUUACCCUUGCCAACCGAUUUCACCGUCUAAUAUGGGCCAAAUAGUGAAUUACCCUUACUUAAACCUCACUCCAAUUUCUCCAAUGGUCUCUUCUUCCUCCAAUGAAGCCGACCCUAAAGAGAACGUGGGCGAUAAGAGUGGCCCAAUGGAGAAUCACAACGAUGGAGACCAACAUGGUGUUGGUGAAACCUCCAAGCAAUUGACAAAACAAGGAAAAGGGAAAGGAGAGAAGAAAGAAAGAGAAGCUAGGGUUGCCUUUAUGACCAAAAGCGAGGUGGAUCAGCUUGAAGAUGGUUAUAGAUGGAGAAAAUAUGGACAAAAAGCCGUCAAGAACAGCCCCUAUCCAAGGAGUUACUAUAGGUGCACAGCGCAGAAGUGUAACGUGAAGAAACGCGUAGAGAGAUCGUUUCAAGAUCCGUCGAUCGUAAUUACAACUUACGAAGGAAAACACUACCAUCCAAUCCCAUCGACGUUAAGAGGUCCCAUGGUCGGGGAGCAUCUAUUAGGUCACCAUGGAAGUGGUAUCCUCCAUAGCUUCAAACGUUACCAUCAACAGUUUCUCAUGAAGAAUCAACAUCCGGUCAAUUAUCAAUCAGCAGGAACUGUAACGUAUCAACAAAGUCAUGGUGACUCUAGUAAUUAUAGUAAUCAUCAACAAGUUGUUGACUGUGGUCUUCUUCAGGACAUUGUUCCUUCAAAAUUCUUGAAGCAUGAAUCUUGAGAGAUAGUACUAGAGAUCUGGAUCUUUCUUUUUCAUGUGUUAGUAUUUAUACACACAUUAUAUAUAAGCAUAAAUAACCUAGUUUGUUGUAUAUAAACAUGUUUGUGUAUCUAUUCCAUGGACAGCCUACUUCUAAUUAAUUGAAAUUUUGGUUUUUUAAAGAGAUGAUUUGUGUAGAUCUCUAUGUUUUAACUUUUCCUCUUCAAACCUGGAUAAUUUGUAAUAUUUGGUGUAUUAUGUGGUUUAUUACAUAAUGAUGUUAGAAAUCAAACGAAGAACAAAAAGGAAAAGCUAUUCGUGUAUUCUGAGAAUGAUUUCAUUUGAGUUUCACUUGCAUUGAACAUUUUGGAUAUUAUUAUUGGUCAACAAGUUUCUAAUUUGUGUAUGUUUUCUAAAAGCGGGAAAUUGUUGACUCGUUAAGAUAACGAAAACAACUUGCUUCAAAAUAAAUUACUUCAGCCCAACAAUAUUUUUAUGUACGAUUAAAAACAACAAUAGUAAACAACUUACAAGUAACAAGUACAAGAAUAAGGCAUACUAUCUCAUUUUCUCUGAUGAAGUUAUCAAAACUAAUAUAUGGAGAGAUUUGUUGAUAAAAAAAAUAUAUAUAUAUGGAGAGAAAUAUAUAAUUCCCUAACUUUCUUUUUGUUUUAAGAGCGAUAUUUGAGCAAAAAAAUCAUCAUUAACUGAAACGAAUUUUUUUUAGCAAAUAGGACAAACAAAAUAGAAACAUCUUUAGGUUCGAAUAAAUAGAUACAUCUACUUCUUUAGGUUCUGCAUGUUAUUUCUCUAAAGCCACAAGAGCAACGCCAUUUUUUUCCAUACAACAAUGUGGAGACAAUCUACUUUAGUAAUUAAGUUUUCGGGAAAUUUUAUCUUUACCACUUUCGUGGUGCCACUUUUCAUUUUUACUACCACUAAAGAGACAUUUUCAAAAAUAUAUUUUUCAUUAAAUGGCAAAAUACUAUUAUACCCUUGUUAUCUAUAUAUAUAAUAAAUCAUUAUUUAAAUAUACAAAAAAAAAUUAUGUUUUCGAGUUAUAUUUUUUCAAAUUCGAACGUUUUUAUAAUUUUUUUUUUGAAUUUUUUUUUCAAGGUUUUUUUUGAAAAUCGAAAAUUAUGUUUGAAACUAUUUUUUAAAUUUUGUUUUAUAUUUUUAAGUAUUUAUUUAUAUAUUUAUUAGAAUCCUAAAUUUUACAUUCCAAAAAUUCUACCCUACCCCUCAACUCUAAACCAUAAGUCUAGAUUAGUUAACUUUAUGAAUAUAAGUGUCUUUUAUCAUUCAUUAAAAGUGAUGGCAAAAAUGGCUAGUGUAAAUAUGAAAAGUGUUAUUAUGAAUGUGGUAUUUAAGGCAAUUUCCCUUGAGUUUAAUCGAAUGAAUUGAUGUAAAGAAAAAUAAAAGGCAGGUUUCAGACCGACAUUUCAUAAAAGUUGAAAAAUAUGCCUUGUGCAGUUUCAGGCGGCAAGUAACUGAAUCACAAGGAAAUAUGAUGACAACUUUGAGACUCUGGUUAAUUAGGAAACGGAAACUAGCUCAACAACGAUGAUUGUUGCAUGAAAUUACAGCGAUAACAUUUUUCAAUUCAGCAAUUUUCUCAGCAGAGAUGGUAACAUAUUUAUCCAGCGUCUCGGUGCAUUAGUCCUUGUGCAAAUGGUUGGCACGGUAACAUGUUCCAGUGUUCGUAUGACAUGAACAGAUGUCUUGAGAACAAACCUCUGGUGUGACAUUUAAUUUAAACAAUCAACUUCUAGCAUCUUCUCCUGAAGAAUGAAAAUGCCGUAUACAAUAAAAUCAAUAAUGUAAAUUGACAGCCGAGACAAUCUAGUCUACGGAAUUUUGCAGAUAUAUGUGAAAGAUACUAGCUUUUACUCCACAAGCUAAGAACAUUUACUUAACAAAGUCAAAGACUUCCAACUAGAGGGUCCUCCUCAUGCACCUCUGAGAGAGUAGUCAACGUUUUUUUU
Molecule: messenger RNA, 3188 nt
Organism: Brassica napus (rape)
Lineage: Eukaryota; Viridiplantae; Streptophyta; Magnoliopsida; Brassicales; Brassicaceae
Product: WRKY transcription factor 71-like
Exons: 3
Coding region: 277-1224 (315 amino acids)
Biological process (GO): regulation of DNA-templated transcription
Molecular function (GO): DNA-binding transcription factor activity; sequence-specific DNA binding
Source: RefSeq, a predicted model, not a curated record